Molecule: messenger RNA, 558 nt
Organism: Closterium sp. Yama58-4
Lineage: Eukaryota; Viridiplantae; Streptophyta; Zygnematophyceae; Desmidiales; Closteriaceae
Source: the annotation of a GenBank genome assembly
AUGUCGCGUAGAUUCCCCGCAACAUCCACCUCUACUGCUAUCUCUCGCCACUGCUUCUCGCGCCGCACAUUCCCCACCCAGCGCGUCUCCACCUCUUCCUCCCCUCUGGUGACUACUGCCAGAUCAGCACUCUCGCGACUCACAUCCCUCGCUAUAAUUAUCUCCGUUAUAUCAUCCUCGCCCCCUCUACAAUCAGACUUUUCAGCCCCACGAACCACCUCUGAAUUCGCGUCGUUCACUGGAUUAGAUCCCCUUUCGUUACUAUCACGGUCCAAUGGCGUUCGAGUGUUGGCGGAGGCGUGGAGGUUCAAGGAGAAUCCUCUUGAAACCGCGAAGCAUCCGCGCAUGGUUACCCUAUUUUCCGUGGAGUGCGGUCCCUACUUUGACUGGCAGACCGUGGGGCUCAUGCACAGCUACAGGCGCAGCAAGCAACCAGGUCCCAUCACCAGACUCUUGAGCUGCACGGAGGAGCAGCUAAAGGAUUAUCCCAACAUGGACCUCGCUCCCACGCACACUGUGCCCUCUAUGAGCAUCAACUACAGGACCGGAGACUGGUAG